AUGUUCCCUAGUAAAUUGUAUGAUUUACAAUUAACUCCUUCGCUAAAUAAGUUUAAUUCUGAUUUUUAAAGUGCUAAAUUGAUAGAGUCAUUUAGACAACUAUUAAUUGAGGACGAUAAGGAAAUAGUCACAUCCGCUAUGGAUCUAAUGAAAGCAAUUUCGUAUUCUCUGUAUGGCACAUGGUUUUAUUGGAAGGCUUUGAGCGAUAUUUGUCAAGGGGACGAUCUCAACACCAUAAGUUAAUAAUUGGAGAGAAAAAUCAUUAUUUAUGAUAUUUGUGAAGUUGAAGAUUUGAAAUGCCAGGUGAUUAAUUUUGGGUACAAGAAACGCAUAUAUUUGGCUCGAUAUUUGAAUUACUUUUAUGUGGUAGGUAAAAAGGGCACAUCUGAAAAGCAUAAGCUGGUAAGGGACAUCUUGAUGGAUGUUAUCAUUGAGAUAAUAGGGUUACCAAUUAGAAGACAUAAACGAUCUUAUUCCGAUGCUUUAAAGUAUCUUUCAGAUUAAAAGGAUAACCGAACAAAUAAAUUGAAUAUAAAAAAUGUGCCUCUGUCACCCUCAAACAUAUCACGUACAAGUCUACAAAUGCAAUUGUUGGAUGAGGUCAAUCAAGAGAGUGAUCUUCUCUUGAAGGAAUGCAAUUCUUUGAUUAAUAAUCCAACAAGUUAGAAUGAUCUUUUGCAAUCACUCAAUUUAAACUUACAAGAAGGCACAAACAUAUUGUCUAAUGUAAAUAUCAGAUAUUUUGGGACUUUGAAGUUUUACGACGAAGCAAGAUCUUAUGGCUUCAUAAUAAUGGACAUGGAUGGAAGUGAUUUGUUUGUUCAUUGUGAUGAUCUGACUAAGGCAGGCAUGACGAAGGAUUUCUUGAGAACAGCUAAGCAUGGAAAUAUAAUUAGAUUUUCAUUUCUUAUUCUUGAAUACUUUGGAAAGUACAACAAAAGUAGAAAAGCAGUCGAUUUGCAGUUUAUUCAAGGCCAACCAUAUUUCAUGUGA
This is a messenger RNA of Paramecium tetraurelia, 993 nucleotides long. RefSeq lists its product as uncharacterized. NCBI's taxonomy places the organism in Eukaryota, Ciliophora, Oligohymenophorea, Peniculida, Parameciidae. Gene Ontology annotation, molecular function: nucleic acid binding. The record is from RefSeq and is a predicted model, not a curated record. The transcript has 3 exons.